Monosiga brevicollis MX1 is the source of this 2655-nucleotide messenger RNA. RefSeq lists its product as uncharacterized. Gene Ontology annotation, biological process: protein phosphorylation. NCBI's taxonomy places the organism in Eukaryota, Choanoflagellata, Craspedida, Salpingoecidae. Bases 1 to 2655 code for a protein of 884 amino acids. The record is from RefSeq and is a predicted model, not a curated record. The transcript is spliced from 6 exons. Gene Ontology annotation, molecular function: NAD+ poly-ADP-ribosyltransferase activity; protein kinase activity; ATP binding.
AUGGUUACGAAGAUCCAGAACACCAUCGAUGAAGCUCCACCAGAGUUUCCUGCCUUGAACUGGCCUGCCUUCAAAGCGACCAUCACCCGCGCCCUCGGCGUCCUCGACCAAGCAGUGCAAGUUCCCGAAGCGCUACAGGGCUGCCUCAGCCAGCUGGACCCCAACAUUGACAAUCUAGAAUCGGUACUUGAAAAGAUGCAAAGUCUAACAGAGCAGAUUGAGCUCCAACCAGUAUAUCUUGAACUCCAGAACAUCUUGGCAAAAUGUCCCGCUCCAGCCACCGCGCCCACGACUGCGUUUGAGACGCCACCCACCGACUUUGCAGCAGCUCUGGGCAAACUCGUCAUGCUGCACAAUGUGGAACCCGAGCGCCAAGAACGGCUUACCAGCACUGAUACCAAUAUCAAGCGGCGGGUGCUGGCAUUGAUUGAUGCUCUGGACGCCGUGGCAAGGGCGGGUACCACCGACACUGACACAAUGCAUCGCGUGGACACGUUACGGCAACGCGCACAAUGCUCGGAUGUGAGCGCACCACUUUCGGCCAAGUCGUUACCCGAGGCGUGGGAGCGGCUGUGCCAGGCUCACGAACACCUCAGCUCGCCCAAACAGAAUGGGCUGGAGCAGCUCGCAGACUGGAGAGCAGAACACGAUUAUGAGCAUCAGGACUGGUACCUGACGUUUGUGCUGCACGGGUCGCAAGCCCUGUUGCAGCAGCUGCACGAUAUGAUCGACUGGCAGGCCAAGACGCUGUCCGUGGUGACUGCAUGCAAAGAAUAUGCAAGCAGCAUCACGCAGAGCAGCGCAGAUCAAGUUGUAUCCAUUCAUGAGGAGGUGGCCGAGCUGCAAAAGAAAAUUCAGGCAACCACAGCAUUCUUGGCUUUUGUGUCAGACGACAUGCGAGCUGGUAUACAAGCCAACCUGGAUGAAGAGAAGGAACGACUUUCGACGUUGCAGCAGCAGCUAUCGAAGGAGCACAGUGCAUUGGGUGUACAACUCCGCAAAGUACUUGGCCCCGACCUUCCAGCCAGUCUGAUCUUGGAGGCCAUGGCCGAAGUGGACCAAGUGUUGACGCUCUCCUGCCUGGGUCAGCUUGAGCUCCACUACAACCAAAACCACAAGGUGUACAAAGCUCGUGCAGCGCUGCCAAAUCGGCCUGAGCAAGAACAGGAUUUGGCUGUCAAGGAGUAUGCAUUUGCCCAGCAACACAAGCAAAAUCAGUGUCGUACGUUUCUCCGCGAACUGCGCGCCAUGCGCCAGCUUGAGCAUCCAAACAUCGUUCCAGUCCUCGGUGCGCUUGUGGGCGUGCAUGAUGGCCACCCAAGCGCCUAUCUGGUGCAGCCGUGGUGUACACAGGGGGAUCUGCAGCAGUGGCUCGGCAAGGCGCGGCAUCUGGCCACCUCGACCGUCGUUGCGAGUUUGAUGACGCAGCUGCGCAUGGCCCUGGCGUUUAUGCAUAGCAAGGGCCUGGUGCAUCGGGAUGUCAAGCUGAGCAAUGUGAUGCUGGACGGUGACGAGGACCAACCUGUUGUGCGGCUCGGCGAUUUCGACAUUACCAAGGCGGCUGCCGAAGCCACUAUGCUACCAUGCACAGCCACUGCAUCGUCGGGCACGGCAGGCUAUGUAGCACCGGAGGUGCUUUUCGGCCAGGGUCGAGUGGGGGCGCGUUCGGCACAGGAUGCCUUUUCCUUUGGCUGUGUGCUAUACAACACCUACAUGUUUCCACAGACGGUGCCACCUGCUCGUUUACCCACGGACCAGCUUGCCGAUCAAUGCAGAUGGGAUGCAGGGGCAGGAGGUGCAGAAUGCAGUUUUCCGCACUUGGCGGCUGAGAUGUGCAAUUCGACGAGCGAGUUGUACAAGGAAACACGGGCCUUGCUUGCAACAGAUCCAAAGCAGCGGCCAAGUCUCUUCAGCGCCGGACAAAGAGUGCAGCGACCUGUCACGACUCAAGCUGUUGGGCCAGCUAUCGACGUUUUGCUCGACGCACCUGAGCUCAUCCCAGAGCCGAUUGAUUUGACCCCAUUAUGUACCAAGGUGGUUGAGCUGCUACAGCAGCUGAGUGCUGACGGGCGAGGGCCAAGCAACAUUGCAGUGCGGCGGGUGGAGCGUGUGCAGAACCCCGUGCUGUGGGAACGGUACAGCGCCAAGCGAUGGGAGAUGCUGCACCGCAUUACAAGUCAGGAGCACUAUGAUCAACUUCAUACGGCCACAGUAGAUGCGCUCUCGGGCUGUCCAGCUUUGCUUCGAAAUACACCCUGUCAAGAGCGCUUGUUGCUUCACGGCAUCGCCCCUGACACAAUGUUGCGCGACAAGAUUGUGCGCCUGGGCUUUGACUAUCGUUUCGCUGGUCGCAGCUCAGGCCACAAGUAUGGACUUGGUGUUUACUUGGCCGAUCAUCCCGGCAAGAGUCACCAAUAUGCGACGCCCGGAGCAAACGGCGAGCGUAUGCUCAUUAUUACGCGGGCCCUGUUGGGCCGUGCCUAUGUCCAUCCUUCGCCUCCUUUCGGGGCGCUGGCUCCCCCGCUGCUGCCCGAUGCACCCAACAACGAGCGAUUUGAUUCUGUCAUUGCUACACCGCAAGUUACGUUUCGCGAGGUGAUAAUGUUCGACAACGCCCAGAUUUACCCCGAACUAGUCGUCUACUACACUGCCUAG